ACCAAGUAGCGCUCCUGCAGUCUGCAUUGGAUUACUGAAAGCACAGCGUUAGCGGAAGUAACCCGCCUAGCUCACUGUCAAUCGCUAAGGAAGGCUCAGUCAUCAAGCGCUAUGUCGAACGAGGAGCGGACUUUCAUUGCCAUCAAGCCAGAUGGAGUUCAGAGAAGGCUUGUCGGAGAGAUCAUCAAGAGAUUUGAGCUAAAGGGCUUCAAAAUGGUGGGGAUGAAAUUCAUCCAGGCCCCAGAGUCUCUGCUGAGGGAGCACUAUGCCGACCUGCAGGACAGACCCUUCUUCCCAGGCCUCGUCAGCUACAUGACCUCAGGCCCAGUGGUGGCUAUGGUGUGGGAAGGGUCCAACGUGGUGAAGACGGGCAGAGUGAUGCUGGGAGAGACUAACCCUGCCGACUCCAAACCCGGCACCAUCCGAGGAGACUACUGCAUCCAAGUGGGCAGGAACAUCAUCCAUGGCAGUGACUCAGUAGAGAGCGCCAACACAGAGAUCAAGCUGUGGUUCCAACCUGAGGAGUUGUGUAGCUAUACAAGCUGUUCUAGCAUCUGGCUCUACUGAGGAUCUGAAGGCUUCCAGUUGCCCCUAGGCACCAUCCACCAACCCUUAACCAUUAGCAUUAGGAGGGGGGGGGGUGUAAAACUGACCUUAGAUCAGUGACGACUUCAUCCUACUCUUCCUGGCGACUAAGGACCACACCACUCCCUGUUCACCUUCUGUACCCGUCUGUGAUUGGUCCAUUCCUGGUUCCAUUCAUUCCUCUGGGCGUAGAGUUGUCAUGGUGAAAUAGUUUUUUAUUGUCUGGUUUGUUCAACUUUCCAAUAAAAAAAAACUCACAACCCCA
Coregonus clupeaformis (lake whitefish) is the source of this 850-nucleotide messenger RNA. RefSeq names its product nucleoside diphosphate kinase A. The transcript is spliced from 5 exons. The coding region runs from base 112 to 567 and encodes 151 amino acids. The record is from RefSeq and is a predicted model, not a curated record. Lineage: Eukaryota; Metazoa; Chordata; Actinopteri; Salmoniformes; Salmonidae. Gene Ontology annotation, molecular function: nucleoside diphosphate kinase activity. Gene Ontology annotation, biological process: UTP biosynthetic process; CTP biosynthetic process; GTP biosynthetic process.